Molecule: messenger RNA, 675 nt
Organism: Nymphaea colorata (pocket water lily)
Lineage: Eukaryota; Viridiplantae; Streptophyta; Magnoliopsida; Nymphaeales; Nymphaeaceae
Product: 60S acidic ribosomal protein P1-like
Exons: 5
Coding region: 150-491 (113 amino acids)
Biological process (GO): cytoplasmic translation; translational elongation
Cellular component (GO): ribosome; cytosolic large ribosomal subunit
Molecular function (GO): ribonucleoprotein complex binding; protein kinase activator activity; structural constituent of ribosome
Source: RefSeq, a predicted model, not a curated record
AUUUUUAGAUAUUUUGUUUAGACCGAGGCCUUCCAUAUAAAUGGCCAACAGAAUUAGGGUUUUGGAAGCGAGUCGGAGGCAGAGAGGGUUGUGGUGGCGCUAGGGUUCUCCCGAAAAACUCAGAGAGAGGUCAUUAUUUUCCCGGGAGAAUGUCGGCCGGUGAGCUCGCCUGUACAUACGCGGCUCUUAUCCUCCAUGACGAUGGCAUCCCCAUCACAGCUGAGAAGAUUUCUACUUUAGUUAAGUCUGCAAAAGUCAAUGUUGAGUCAUAUUGGCCCAGCUUAUUUGCUAAGCUUUUGGAGAGGAGGAAUGUCGAGGAUCUUAUCUUGAGUGCUGGCUCUGGUGGUGGUGGUGCAGCUGUGGCAGUUUCAGCACCUGCUGGUGGUGGUGCAGCUGAUAGUGGUGCUGCCGCUGCUCCUGCUGCCGAGGAAAAGAAGGAGGAGCCUAAAGAAGAAAGUGACGACGACAUGGGCUUCAGCUUGUUUGAUUAGAUUCUGUGGUGUGGUUUUUGUGUUUUGUUUUUAUCAGUUUAACGUUAAGUAUACACUAGGUUUUUGUUCGGUUUCAUAGAAGGAAGAUUCUCCUUUGUUAUUUCGUUGCGGAAUGUAAGCAAACCCAGUUCGAACCGUUGCUGGCUGAGUAAUGAAUGCAUUUAACUCACUAUUUUGGUGAUAA